CAGUGUCAUGCCGGCGACGCAGCCAUCUACCUCGCAGUACUGAGGAAGACAUUGUGGUGUUUGGAUGUUAAAAAGUGUUUAUAACAAAAUGAAUCUUAUAUUAUCAAAACUAAUGUGGCAGAAUGGAACGAGAAUAAACCAAUAUGUGUUCGCCAUUAUCAUAACAAUUCCUUUGUUGAGCUUCGGUAUGGUGCAAGGCUGGUUGUCUCCUAUGAUCUCAGUGCUGCAGUCACCUUCGGGCCCAGCGCCGGUUCCUUACACCAGCUCGGACAUAUCUUGGAUGACCUCAGUGACUUACAUCACUGCUAUCAUCUUUGGAGCUCCGAUGGGGUACCUCACAGACAGAUAUGGAAGAAAGAUCAUGGCUCUGAUCACCACGUUGUCUUUAAUCCUCUACUGGCAAAUCAAGCUGCUGUGCAUUCGUCCAUGGGCGCUGAUCCUAGCACGUGCUAUAGCCGGCAUACCUUGCUCGGCUUGCUACAUAGUGCUGCCAAUAUAUUUGAAAGAAAUAAGCGACAUCGAUCUACGAGGUGCUCUUGGUUCGUUGCUGAUUUUAAACAGGAAUAUCGGCUACCUAGCUAGUUAUGUUUUCGCGGAUCUACUCGCUGUUAACACGAUGCUAUGGAUCGGUCUGUUGGUGCCCACAUUAGUAUUAUUUAUAUUUCUUGUGAUGCCGGAGACACCAGAGUUUCUUGUGAAACAAGGCAAGAUUGACGAGGCCAAAACUGUGUUAGCAUGGCUUCGAGGUCUGAGCGUCAUGGACCAAACUCUUGAACAGGACAUAGACAAUAUCGUGAACGUGGAAAAACAGACCAAAGCUGACAGCAAAUCCGUCUGGAGAAUUAUUUUACGAGACAGAGCAGCGUUUAAAGCGUUCAUAAUAACCCUGGUUAUAAAGAUAACUCAACAAUUCGAUGGCUAUCUCAUAGUGUUGAUAUACGCUGGUUUCGUGUUUGAGAGGGCGUCGGAAUCCAUAAGUCUUAAACUGAGUCCCAACAAGCAGGUCAUGAUGAUAGGAGUAGUGCAACUAUUGGGCUCCAUUGUAGCUACAUGUAUAGUGGAAAAAACAGGGAGGAAGCUUCUGUUGGUGGUGACGUCGCUGGUGGUAGGAGCAGGCAUGCUGGUACUAUCUGGCUGGUUCUAUUUCACCAGCAAUGGUACUUGGCUACCAGGCUGGGUGCCCGUGGUGGCUAUGUGUAUGUGCAUCUUCGCUGAUGCAGGAGGCUUCCAGCCGAUAUCGUACAUCAUUAUCACCGACCUGUUCAGCUUCCAGCUCCGUGGAACGGUGUCGUCUUUCGCGAACAUAUGUGCUAAGCUCAGCAACUUCGUACAAAUGAAAUGGUUCACUAAGAUAUCAGAGCUCAUCAGUAUCCAUUGGACCUUCUUGUUCUUUUCCAUCGUCUGUUUCUCCGCAUCCCUGUACACCGUUAUUGUAUUCCCGGAGACGAGGCAUAAAACCGUCGAAGAAAUAUACGAGAAACUGUCAAAGAAAGAUAAUGACAGAAUAAAAGCUGUGCCAUAGAUAACAUUAACUCUAUAUAUAAUGAUAGUUAUUGAUAUCUGAUUUACGAUAUUCCGUCAUAUAAUGAUUUGUCAUACAAAUCAAGACUGUAUUAGAUGUAUCUUUAGUUAUGUUCUAGUUGUAAAGAGUGUUAUUGUUUAUGUUAGUACCCUGUACCGAUAAAAGAUUGUUCUGUUAUAUGUAAGGGGAAUAAUUUAAUUUUUUACGCAUUAACAAUACUUGUUGAACCCAUACAAGUUGCUUACAUCCCUAUAAGAGCAAUGAAAUUAAAACACGCAGAUAAUAUAAAUUUUGUACAUAAUAGAUUUCAAACUAAGUAAUUUCAAAAUGUUUUUAUAUAGUAUAUAGAAAAUUAUAAUAGAAUGAUGUUAUAUGUGUAAAAUAAUUGAUCGUAAUUUAUCCUGUUAAAUAUAAGUUCCAAAUAUAAUUGUUAAAAUUAUA
This is a messenger RNA of Danaus plexippus (monarch butterfly), 1963 nucleotides long. RefSeq names its product facilitated trehalose transporter Tret1-like. Gene Ontology annotation, cellular component: membrane. Gene Ontology annotation, molecular function: transmembrane transporter activity. Gene Ontology annotation, biological process: transmembrane transport. Bases 65 to 1522 code for a protein of 485 amino acids. The record is from RefSeq and is a predicted model, not a curated record. The transcript has 8 exons. NCBI's taxonomy places the organism in Eukaryota, Metazoa, Arthropoda, Insecta, Lepidoptera, Nymphalidae.